AGUUGAUUGUGCUACCGUGAAAUGCUUUGGCCCUCCAUUGCAUGAAGGUUGCACGGAGCUACAGAGAUCAUCGGGAUCUUGUUGCCUUAAGUGGAUGUGCAAGCCUGUAUGUGAUGAUGGAACAGACUGCAAGCCUUACAUUUUCCCCGACUGCCAGCCUGUGUUUAGCAACGGGACCUGUUGCCCAGACUAUACACCUUGCAGAGGGCCUGUAUGUGAUGAUGGAACAGACUGCAAGCCUUACAUUUUCCCCGACUGCCAGCCUGUGUUUAGCAACGGGACCUGUUGCCCAGACUAUACACCUUGCAGAGGUUCCCCGAACACUGAAGGUGCGUGAGAGCGGCCCUUCGUCGCCCCGAACAGCUGAUCUUGACCCCUGACCAUUUCUCCUGAAACUGAAUAAAUGCUUUAGUUGA
This is a messenger RNA of Penaeus indicus, 416 nucleotides long. RefSeq lists its product as uncharacterized. Bases 42 to 380 code for a protein of 112 amino acids. The transcript has 4 exons. NCBI's taxonomy places the organism in Eukaryota, Metazoa, Arthropoda, Malacostraca, Decapoda, Penaeidae. The record is from RefSeq and is a predicted model, not a curated record.